ACAGGCUGCCAACAGGACAGACUGGCAGGUUGUCUUGAAUCUUCAUGAGUAGUGAUGCGAGGGGUGUUCCAGGCCUUCUUCUGUGCUCAAAGAAAUGAGGAUAACCAAGGUGUCAUUGGGCACCUGUACCAAAGGGAUCUUUGUAUCAAGAUGCUCUGAAGAAUAGUAACUACCCUUAGGAAUGUCUAGAGUUACAAAAUGACCAAAACUAAUUCUAGCAUUUUCCAUUUUGCCGUCAUCUGCAUGUUAAUACUUGAGAUCAGAAUCCAAUUAUCUGAUGAAAGUGAAUUUUUAGUUGACAGAUCAAAAACAGGUCUUUUCCAUGUUCCAAAGGACUUAUCCCUGAAAACAACAAUCUUAGAUAUAUCACAAAACUAUAUAUCUGAGCUUCGGACUUCUGAUGUCCUAUCACUAUCAAAGCUGAGGAUUUUGAUAAUUUCUCAUAAUAGCAUCCAGUAUCUUGAUACCAGUAUUUUUAAAUUCAACCAGGAAUUGGAAUACUUGGAUUUGUCCCACAACAAGUUGGGGAACAUUUCUUGCCACCCUACUGUGAACUUCAAGCACUUAGACCUCUCAUUUAAUGCAUUUGAUGUCCUGCCCAUAUGCAAAGAGUUUGGCAACAUGUCUCAACUAGAGUUUCUGGGGUUGAGUGCCACACAGUUACAAAAAUCUAGUGUACUGCCAAUUGCUCAUUUGCAUAUUAGUAAGGUUCUACUGGUCUUAGGAGAUGCUUAUGGAGAAAGAGAAGACCCUGAGAGCCUUCAAGACCUUAACACAGAGAGUCUGCACAUUGUUUUCCCCACAGGAAAGGAAUUCCAUUUUAUUUUGGAUGUGUCAGUCAGCACUGCAGUAAGUCUGGAACUGUCUAAUAUCAAAUGUGUACUAGAGGAUAAUGGAUGUAUUUCUUUCCGAAACGUUAUGUCAAAACUUCAAAAGAACUCUAGGUUAUCAAAUCUUGCUUUAAACAACAUUGACACAACUUGGAACUCUUUUAUUAUGAUCCUCCAGUGGGUUUGGCAUACAAGCAUAGAAUACUUCUCAAUUUCAAAUAUGAAACUACGAGGUCAACUUAAUUCCAGAGAUUUUGAUUAUUCUCACACUUCACUGAAGGCCUUGUCUAUACACCAAGUUGUCAGUGACGUGUUCAAUUUUCCACAAAGUUAUAUCUAUGAAAUCUUUUCAAAUAUGAACAUCCCAAAUUUCACAGUGUCUGGUACACGAAUAGUCCAUAUGGUCUGCCCAUUCCAAAUUAGCCCAUUUCUGUAUUUGGAUUUUUCCAAUAAUCUCUUAACAGACACGGUUUUUAAAAAUUGUGGAAACUUGGCUAAUUUGGAGACACUUAGUUUACAAAUGAAUCAAUUAAAGGAACUUGCAAAUAUUGUUGAUAUGACUAAGGAGAUGAAGUCUCUACAACAAUUGGAUGUUAGCCAGAAUUCUCUAAGAUUUGAUGAAUAUGAAGGAAAUUGUUCUUGGACUAGAAGUUUAUUAAGUUUAAAUAUGUCUUCAAAUAUGCUUACUGACUCUGUUUUCAGAUGUUUACCUCCCAGAGUCAAGGUACUUGAUCUUCACCGUAACAGAAUAAGGAGCAUUCCUAAACCAGUCAUGAAACUAGAAGCUUUGCAAGAACUCAAUGUUGCUUUCAAUUCUCUAGCCCACCUUCCUGGAUGUGGUAUGUUUAACAGUCUCUCUGUACUGAUCAUUGACUAUAAUUCCAUUUCUGACCCUUCAGCUGACUUCUUCCAGAGCUGCCAGAAGAUUACGUCCAUAAGAGCAGGGAAUAAUCCAUUCCAGUGCACAUGUGAGCUAAGAGAAUUUAUCCAAAGUAUAGGGCAAGUAUCAAGUGAAGUGGUAGAGGGUUGGCCUGAGUCCUAUAAGUGUGACUAUCCAGAAAACUAUAAGGGAACCCCACUGAAGGACUUUCAUGUGUCUCAGUUAACCUGCAACACGGCUCUGCUGAUUGUGACCAUUGCAGUCACUGGGCUGGUGUUGGCCAUUACUGUGACUGUCCUCUGUAUCUACUUUGAUCUGCCCUGGUACCUCAGGAUGGUGUGUCAGUGGACUCAGACCCGGCGCAGGGCUAGGAACAUACCCUUAGAAGAACUCCAAAGAACUCUCCAGUUCCAUGCUUUUAUUUCAUACAGUGAACAUGAUUCUGCCUGGGUAAAAGGUGAAUUAAUACCAAACCUAGAAAAAGAAGAUAUACGGAUUUGUCUCCAUGAGAGAAACUUUGUUCCUGGCAAGAGCAUUGUGGAAAAUAUCGUAAACUGCAUAGAGAGAAGCUACAAGUCCAUCUUUAUCUUGUCUCCCAACUUUGUCCAGAGCGAGUGGUGUCAUUAUGAACUCUACUUUGCCCAUCACAAUCUCUUUCAUGAAGGAUCAAGUAACUUAAUCCUGAUCUUGCUAGAAACCAUUCCACAGUAUUCCAUUCCUGGCAGCUAUCACAAACUCAAAACUCUCAUGGCACAGCGGACUUAUUUGGAAUGGCCCAAAGAGAAGAGCAAACAUGGACUCUUUUGGGCUAACCUAAGGGCAUCCAUUAAUGUUAAGUUGAUGGAGAAAUGAAAAGAAACAGAUCACACAUAGAUCUAAAAAUAUUCCUCUGCUGCUUUUGGAAAAAUGUUGCUGCUUUUGGAAGUUCCAGCAAUGACUAUGUUUUGCAUCAACAUGAAUCUAACACAGUUUUGAAUUUAUGAUGUAGAUAAAAAUGUGUACUUUCAAACCCCAAUUCAUCAUUUAUAUGUGGUAAUAAAAUUUAAAGAAAUGACAUAACUUUUAUUUAAAUAA
Molecule: messenger RNA, 2784 nt
Organism: Manis pentadactyla (Chinese pangolin)
Lineage: Eukaryota; Metazoa; Chordata; Mammalia; Pholidota; Manidae
Gene: TLR1
Product: toll like receptor 1
Exons: 3
Coding region: 199-2562 (787 amino acids)
Biological process (GO): cellular response to triacyl bacterial lipopeptide; immune response; toll-like receptor signaling pathway
Cellular component (GO): Toll-like receptor 1-Toll-like receptor 2 protein complex; membrane
Molecular function (GO): transmembrane signaling receptor activity; Toll-like receptor 2 binding; lipopeptide binding
Source: RefSeq, a predicted model, not a curated record